Molecule: messenger RNA, 1591 nt
Organism: Branchiostoma belcheri (Belcher's lancelet)
Lineage: Eukaryota; Metazoa; Chordata; Leptocardii; Amphioxiformes; Branchiostomatidae
Product: coiled-coil domain-containing protein 160 homolog
Exons: 1
Coding region: 241-1176 (311 amino acids)
Source: RefSeq, a predicted model, not a curated record
GUUAAAAUAACCACACCCCGGACAACAAGUGGAAUCGCCCAGGUAGAGGCUGACGGGAAGUCAAGAUGGCGCCCAACUUGAAUUUUUUUGUGACUUUGAACACUUUCGGUCAGAGAAACGCGAUUUUGACGUUCGAUUUAGUAUCUAUAUCACCACGCGACAUAUCCACUUAUACAUAACAGACACCGGAGACAUUAGAGCAAGAUAAUUUGGAUUUUAGGUGUCAAAUCCGAGUAGAAAAUGGCUGAGGGACGUAGUCACUGGGUGGAGCAUCUUUUCCCUCCCACCUUUGGAUACACGGCCGACCAGCUGCUUUCCACGGGAGGACCGACUUCUUCUCAGUCUGACACGGACUCCGGCACCAAACUGGGGUCUCCUCCUCCCACAGCGUUACGGCGUGUAUACGAAAAGGUCCUGGAGGAUUUCAGUGCAGAAAUGAGGGGAAGGGAGACAACAUCAACAGCAGAAACCCCGGAAGGUGAAGUCGCCGGGAGAGUGUCUAGGGUAUCGUGGGGAGGGGGGCCAGACGAGUCCUGUAUCUGGACACAACAGGAGCUAGAAACCUUACGAGAAGUCUUCCGGGCUGCCAAGGAUCAGAACAGAAAGCUGACCACUAUCUUAGACUUGGCAAACAAGCAGAUCAAGACCUUGGAAAGUAAAUGCAAAGAACAAGAGGAACAACUGGAAAAAAGGUACAAGCAACUAAAGGAGGCAAGGAAAGAAAUACAGAGGCUGAAAAUAAACUCUGAUCAGCUGAUCAGUGAAGUGACAAAAAGUCACAGGAAAAUCACAAAUCUGAGCGAAGAUGUACAAGACUUACAAGCUGUUAGAGAUGACCUACAGAGGCAACUAAACGAAACAACAAUUGCUUAUGAGAAAGAGAGAUUAGCGAGGUGUGAACUGGAACAACGUCUUCAGACACAAGAACAACAAGUUGAAGAUGUCAAGUUCAAGAGUGAGGAGGCUACGAGGCUUAAGUACGAGAGGGAAGUUCGAGAGUUGCAGCGGCGGGUUCUAGCACUACAGGAGGAACUGGACAGAGAGCAGCAAACUCAUGGAAUCAACCAGAAGGCACUGGACAAUAUGAGGAAACAUUUUGCCAGCCUGCCAGACACUACAAAUGAUGAGAAGCCAGAAACUGAGGACCAUUUCUUGUCGAAGCUCAGUUACUUCUGAGUUCUGACUUAAAAUAAUAUACUGACAUGUACAUGGAUCACUUUUAAGUACAGUAAUAAUGUGUAACAUGCACUUAACAAUUAACUCAAGUUGUAAUUGUACAAAGUGUACUCAUAUUAUGUCACAAACAUAAAUCUAAGUCUGGUGGAAGUUUAUUGAUCAUCAUGUUUCAAGAAUUUCAUACAUUGCAGUCAUAUUCACCAUAACUUAAGUUUCUUUAAUUUAUUUGGCUGACACCUGUCUCACAUGCUGUACAAAAUAGUGUCAUUGUUGAGAAAGUGGAGUGGUUAGAUCAUGGAAGGAGCCCAAUAGUACAUGUAACAUUACUGUCAAAGAGGCCAAAAUACCUCGUCAAAGAGGCCAAAAUACCUCAAACAAGUCCUGUACAAGAGUCAAUUUUGUUUGGGGCAGCAUC